AUGGAAUUGAUAAUAAAAAAACCAUAUAUUGAAAUAUUUGAAAAGAUAUUAAAAUUGUUUACCCAUAUUUGUGAGAACGUUAAUUUUAAGCUAACAAGAAAUAAGCUAGAAUUGAGCGGCUCAAAUAAUUUAACAAACGAACUGGUGAUACAUAUUGAUAAGAAAUUUUUUAUAUUAAAUGAUAUAAAUGGAGAUAAAAAGAAAAUAAUCAAUGGAACUGUAAAAUCAAAAGAUUUCUACAAUUGUAUAUUUAAUCAUAAGAUAGUUAAACAUCUGAGGAGUAAUCAUUCACAAUAUGGAUCCUAUAAUAGUCAGAAGAAAAAUGAUUCACGUUUUGUAAUGACAGAUGAUAUAGAUGAAGAAGCAAAAAUAAAUAAUAAUUAUAAUGAUGAGAAUAAAUCAAUCGUUUGUGAUGGUAUGUAUGCAGAUGAUAACAAUAAGUCAUAUAUUAGAAAAGACAAAAAGUGGAAUAUACAUUUGUCGAAGAUAACUCUGAAAUUUAAUAAUAUAAAAAAUAUAAAUAACAUGAAUAAUAUAAAUUAUAUAAAUAAUGAUGAUGAUAAUAAUAUUGAGGGGGUUGUUCCAUGUGAUGAGCAUGAUGUUAAUUAUAAUAACAAAUUAGAAAUAAUUAUAAAAUUUAAAAAGUGUAAUAGCUAUUUUAGUGCAAUAUUAAAAUUGAAAACCUUCAACACACCUAUGAAAAAUUAUAUUUAUAAAAACGAAUCUAUUAUACAGAUAGAUCCAACCCUUUUUUUACUUAAUUUAAAAGAUUUGUCUAAUGAAAGGAAUAUAUUUUUAAAGAAUACAGAUAAUUCAUUUAUUAUCAGUUCUUUAGAAACUUGUGAUUUCAGUUUAAAUAAAGAAAGAAUAAAAAGAGAACAAUUUUUUUAUAAUAAUAAAAAUAUAUGUAUCCCAUCUAGUAAAACUAAAUAUUUUUUUAAAAAUAAAAAAUUUCAGGAUCACAAUAUGUCUCUUCCUUUAAAUGAACUAAAAACAAUAAUUAAUUUUUGUUCCGAAUUAAAUUUAUUAUGUUUGUUUUCUACAAAAAAUUUUAAAGAAAAUCUUAUAAUAUAUUUUGGUAAUAUAAUAUCUUAUAUAUUAGAGAAGAACAAAAAUAAAAUAAUGAAAAAAAUAAAAAAUAAUAAAAAAAAUAAAAAAAAUAAAAACAGUUCUCAACACAUUUAUGAUAAUUAUAUGAUGAAUACAGAUCAUAUGGAAUAUGUGCAAUCUGUAAAACGAGAUUAUAAAUAUGAUUACAAUUUUGAUUCAUGUAUGAAAUCGCAUGUAAAUAAAAAUAAUAUUUAUUAUGAUAAUGAUGAUGAUGAAGAUAAUUAUAUAGAUUCAAAUUUUAAUAUAUCAUCAAAAAUGGAAUUCACUAAUAAUGAAAACAAAUCGAUCGUUUUUUAUUUAUCUGAUUAUACAUCAAGUGAUGAAUAUAAUUCUAGUAUGGAUGAAUUGGAUGAUCAAAUAUAUUUACCACUAUAUGAUAAUGAAUAUAUAAAGGAUGAUACAAAUUUUAAUUAUAAUAAUAUAAUAACAGGAUGUGUUCAUUUUACAUCAUAUUUUAAUAUAUCAUGUGAUUUUAAUGAAAAUGAAAAGAAAUAUGAACACGAAAAUAUUUUACACCAUUCAAUGAACGAUACGUUUGUCAUAAAUAAUAAUAAUAAUAAUAAUAAUAAUAAUAAUAAUUAUAACUACAAUUAUUGUGAUGAUAAGAAAAAAAAAAUUAAGAAGUUACAACAGGACGUCAAAAAUGUAUCAUCUAUAGAAAAAGAAGAAGAAGAACAUAUAAUAAACUGUUAUAAUAAAAAAAGUUAUGAUUUUAAUUAUGAAAGUAAUAAUUUAAGAAAUAUACAACAUCUAAGAGGAGAAGAAGAAGACCAAGAAAAAAAAAACAAUUCCUCUAUAUAUGAAGAUAUAAAUAAGGAUAACUGUUAUGAUCUUAUGAAAAAUAUUAAAAGUAAAGAUAAUACAUAUGACAAAAAGGAGGAUACCUUUAGUGAUACUUAUGAUGGUAUGUUUAAUAAAUUGAAAAAAAACAAAAGUUAUGAGGACAAUAAGGAAGAAAAAAAUUAUGAUGUUCUGACAAAUGAAAAGAAUAAGAAUUUUGGAUGUGAUCAAAAUGGUGAGUGCUCACAUAAAACAAACAAUAAUGUUGAUACAUUUUUGAAUAAUAAUCUGAAGCAUGAAGAAGAAAAAGAAAUUAUUUAUAAUUCCAAUAUUUUUGAAGAAUUCAAUUAUGAUAAUUAUAUGAGACAAAAUGAAGAGACACAAGAUGUGUAUAAAAAUAUGGAGGAAAAAAUAAAAGAACUUGAUAUAACGUUUGAAAAUUUAAAAAAAAUAAAUAAAAAGAAGAAACAAAUAUAUGAUAAUAAAAAUGAUGGUAUACAAAAACCUUUUUUGGUUUUUUCCUUGCCAAAAAGUAGGAAAAUCAAAAAAAGAAGGAAAUCCAUCGAACACAUUUAUGAAAUAAAUAAAAGGAAUGAAACAAAUAAAAGGAAUGAAAUAAAUAAAAGGAAUAAAAGAUCAUCAAAGGAUUUGUUAUAUAAUGAUGAGGAAAAUAAAAGGUAUGAUAACAAUUCGAUAUCGUUUAGAAGUGAGGAAAAUGAAAUUAUAAGUGACAAUUAUUACUCUUUAAAUGAUGAUAGUGAAGAUAAUGAUGAUAAUUAUGAUGAUGAUAAAUAUUAUGAUGAUAAUUAUUAUGAUGAUGAUAAAUAUGGUAAUGAUUUUAUAGAUGAUGCUUACUACCAUGUCUCUCAUAACAAACAUCGUGGAGUGGAGAAUAUGGAAUAUAUGAACUACUUCAAUAAUAUAUACAACAAAUACAACAUGAAUAAUAAGACCCAUAAUGAAAAUACAAAUGUACUAAAAAAUAAAAAAUAUAAAAAUCAAUUAAAUUAUAGAAAUAGUAAUAUGAAUGAAAAAGAUAAUAAUAUGAAAUAUAUGAAAAGUGAAAAUGAAGAAAAUGAUCAAAAAGUUUAUAAUAAUUACAAACAUUUCAAUGUGUCUAGGUUGUCACACAAUAAUUAUGAUAAAACACCUCAAACAAAUCAAUAUUCAGGUAAUAAACAUGCACGCUUAAUUAUGAAAAAUUAUUCAUCUCAUAUUUUAGAGGAUGAAAUAAAACGUCGUAGUGUAAAUUAUGAUAAUGACAUAUUUAAUUAUAAAAAAUGUAAGUUACAAAAGAAGUGA
Molecule: messenger RNA, 3192 nt
Organism: Plasmodium adleri (nom. inval.)
Lineage: Eukaryota; Apicomplexa; Aconoidasida; Haemosporida; Plasmodiidae
Product: conserved Plasmodium protein, unknown function
Exons: 1
Coding region: 1-3192 (1063 amino acids)
Source: RefSeq, a predicted model, not a curated record